GUUUUGAAUAUUUUAUCUCUUUUAAAAGUAUUGGUGUCGUUAGCUGUCUAUUCAUUAUUGUUAAUUGAUUCCAAUAGCUCAACAUAUUCGGAGAAUAUAGAUGAUUAUGUGUACUAUAUCAAAUCAUUUGGAAGUAUAUUGGAAUUCUGUUUUUGCAUCUUCCUUUCUCUGAAUGAUAUUUAUAAUUGGAUUUUUGUAUCUGGUGGUGUAAUCCGCGCAAUUGUGAUCUGUUCCCAAGCAUAUUUCAAAAUGUGUCUCGUCAAAAAAGGAUGGAGAAUAUUCAUUAAACGUCGUACGGCUAUGAAAAAAGUUGAAUCAUUACCAGAUGCAACUAGUGUUCAAUUGUCUGAAUUUGAUGAUAUUUGUGCCAUAUGUUAUCAAGAAAUGAGAUCAGCAAAAAUAACUAAUUGCAAUCAUUAUUUCCACAGUGAAUGUCUGCGUAAAUGGACCUAUUUACGGGAUGAAUGCCCGCUGUGUCAUAGUAUUUGCAACAACGCAGAAAUGUAAAAAUAUACCCAGACUCAGAAUACAAAAUCAUCAAAAUGUUAUUUAUGAUGGUAAUUUAUUCUUAGUUAUUUUUGACUGAUUAGAUUUUAUCAUAAACUUCUACUUAAUUUUUGAUUUUUGUCAUAACAACUAAAAUAUUUUAUUAAAAAUGUUAUUUUGUAUUUU
Messenger RNA from Metopolophium dirhodum (rose-grain aphid), 672 nucleotides. RefSeq names its product protein TRC8 homolog. Gene Ontology annotation, molecular function: ubiquitin protein ligase activity. NCBI's taxonomy places the organism in Eukaryota, Metazoa, Arthropoda, Insecta, Hemiptera, Aphididae. The transcript has 3 exons. The record is from RefSeq and is a predicted model, not a curated record. Gene Ontology annotation, cellular component: endomembrane system; endoplasmic reticulum. The coding region runs from base 250 to 507 and encodes 85 amino acids. Gene Ontology annotation, biological process: ERAD pathway.